AUGGUCAAUCAUUUGAUUAAUCCAUACACGAAGGAAUGGCAUAUGCCAAUCCUCGAGGAGUUUAUGGAUCCAGUAGAUAUUCCAAUCGUUUUAUCUAUGGAGAUUAGUAAAUCUUUCAAACCAGAUAAACUCAUCUGGCAUUAUACUAAAUCUGGGAAAUAUUCGGUUAAAUCUGGUUAUCGGCUAGCCCGCGAGUUAAUAAAAGAGGUAGAGAUUGGGCCGACGUUUACAGCUCUUAUGGCUCAGGUUUGGAAACUUCAGGUUCCCCCAAAGAUUCAGCACUUUUUCUGGCAGAUUGCCUCCGACACCCUUCCUGUGUUGGAACGCUUGGCUUAUCGGGGUGUCCGGUGUGAUCCUCUAUGUAUGCGUUGUGGCUUGGCGAUGGAGACUAUUAAUCAUGCUUUUUUUGAAUGUUCCCGUUCGCGUCAGAUUUGGGAUUUGUCUCUGGUAGAUUUAUGCACUAAUGGGUUCCCUUUUGCUUCUAUUUAUUCAAAUCUUGACUUCCUUUUCUGGAGGGCGUCGUCCCAGUCGGCUGUUCCGGAUAUUGGUUUUCACCUACCAUGGAUUGUCUGGUCUAUCUGGAAAGAUAUGAAUAAAAAAGUUUAUCAGGGUUUUGAGGCAGAACCGGGUGAGGUUCUGACCCAGGCGGUUACUGAUAAGUUGUUUUGGGAGGAAGCAAGAGUCUCUGUUCCGACCUUUCCUGAUCCAUUUACCUUGGAGGAUCAGACCCCUGUUCCCCGAUGUCAGAUUGAUGGAUCUUGGAAGACAUCAGAUCCUUUGGAAGGUUUAGGCUGGUGGUUCUGUAAUAGUGAGGAUGUAACGCUGUUUUUGGGAGCACGGAGUCAGCGCCGCGGUCCUUCACCUCUUCAUUCGGAGCUUCAAGCUUUGAUUUGGGCGAUGUCUUCCUUGUUAGCGUCAGGCGUCGACUGCCAGGUUUUUGAGACGGAUUAUGCUGAAUUACUGGCGAUGGUGCAGUCCCCCGAUGAUUGGCCCGCUUUUUCCACUUUGCUCGAUGAGUUCAGUAUACUCCGUUCCUCCUUUCCUGCUUUCACGCUUUCGAGGAUUCCACGCAGUUCUAACGUCCGGGCUGACUGUCUUGCUCGGUCUUCGAGAUCGUUAUUUUCAGUUUUUUCUUUUGUAAACACUUUUCCUCCAGUUUGA
This is a messenger RNA of Camelina sativa (false flax), 1161 nucleotides long. RefSeq lists its product as uncharacterized. NCBI's taxonomy places the organism in Eukaryota, Viridiplantae, Streptophyta, Magnoliopsida, Brassicales, Brassicaceae. The record is from RefSeq and is a predicted model, not a curated record. Gene Ontology annotation, molecular function: RNA-DNA hybrid ribonuclease activity; nucleic acid binding.